AUGCAACCUGCUUAUGAUGCUGACGAUUUUUUUAGUCGCGGAUUUUUGGGAUCGAUUAUUGGAUUUGGGUCCAGAAAGCGGGCAUCGUCGAAAACAGGUUGGAAACUUUUUGGGUUAGAGAGGUUAGAGAGACUAGAGACGCAGAGGGUUUAGAAAAAUGGCGUCAUGAUUUGAAGCUAUAAAACUGUGCAAAGGUCUGUUAUCAAUAUGUCUAGAAAAAAUGGCUGUCAUCAAAAAUAUAUCAAGCUGUUUUUUUGAUACAAAGGGGUCGCGAAAAUUUAUUUUCGAGUUGGAAAAAAUGAAAAGUCUAGUGUUCUAGAGAGGCUGGGAUCAAAAUUUCAAAUUUCAUUCUGAUUUUUUGAAAAAAAAAUUCAAAAUUUUUUUGUUGACACUGCAAAGAAUCAGAAAUUUCCCACAGGAAAUCAAUUUUUGCAGUCUCGAAGUUCAAAACUUAUGAAAUCUUACUAUUUCCUAAUGGUUUUUUAAUGGAAAAAUUUCAAAUCUCUUUUUUCCCCACUAAUAAAUUCAAAAUUUUUGGCGCCAAACACGAUCAAAAGCACCGUUCCUUUUAGUCACUAAGCAAGCAAACAAAUAAAAUGUCUCGCCGUCUGUCGUCUCCAAUUCUCACACACUCUCUCGUUAUCAAAACACAGAAAAACUAUAGUUACUUUUGCCUAUUGCAUCAUUUCAACACUUUUUUCAAUUCAGACACUUCAACCACUACAAAACCUGUGAAGGAACCAGCUGCGCCUUUAACAACCCAACCUACAGUACCGCAAUCAGUUGUUGCGGAAAAUCCAGUCGAGACCCGAACAGAAGCUGAUAUUUAUCGAGAAAUUGUCAGUGAAGCUGAACUUUGGGAACAAAGUCAACCGGUAGGUCAAAAACUCGGAUUUUUUGGGAAAUUUUGAGAGGGAGAGCGAGAAAAAUAAGUAAAACUCACCAAGAAAAAGUGCACGUUUUUGAUCGCCAGAAAAUUUCUAUUCACUAUCUCAAAUAUAUUAAAAAGCCCUUAUCUAUCAAUUUUUUUUGAGAAAAAAAACUUGCAUCAUCUUAUUUCAUCUCAAUCUGCGAACAGAAUAGAAGACCGACCGAAAAAUAUAUAUAUAACAAUCAUUUUUCGUUUUUGCUUUGAUUUUUAUUGAUCUCAGGGUACUGUAGCUUGAAUUUUUUAAACGUUUGACUGUAAGGAACAAUUUUAAUAAAUCUUUGGUCUAUAGAAUUUUCGGGAAUUUCGAAUCUUAUAAGAAUACUGUAGAGAAAAAAGCUCUGAAAAUUACCCAAAUCUCUUUAAAAAUUCCAAAUUUUUUUCCAGACAACUCCCGAUUUCUCGUGCCCAACUUCACCAUUACCACCCCGCUUGAUUCCACACCCACAACAAUAUUUUAUUCCACCACAACCCGUUUAUAUUCCACCUGGUUCAAUGAUGCAUCACGAUGCUCAAAAAAUCUAUCCACCUUAUCAUAUGGUGAUGACACCAGUUGCACCACAUCCAAUCCCCGUUGAUCAAAAUGGUGUGCCAUUGGGAAAUCGUGAGUUUUUUUUGUUUUUUAGUUUGGAUAAAGCUAAUUGAUCUUGGUGAGAAGUUUCGAAAAUUUUAUGAGAUUAUUUUCAUGUUUUUGAUUUAUUGUUUAUUUCAUAAGUUUUUUGGAUGGCUAAAAAGAAAAGAAAAAAUCUUGGUGAAAAAUUUAGAAAAUAUUUUGAGAUAUUCUUGAAACAGUGAAAAUUUUUAGAAUUUUGUUUGAGAAAGAUAAACUUGAUUUUUUCGGAUUUUUAGAACUCUCAAAAUUUCAACCUGAAAUAAUUGUUUUUUAGAAUGCCCAAUGGCUCCUCCACCAUACUUCCAACAACCCCAACAACUUCCACAACAACCCUCCGGAAGUGCUCCACAAAUUCCCUACGAAGUCAAACGAGAAAUUCAAGAGCAUCUCGUCAAUUCCGGAAACCCCCAAGUUUCCAUUGAGGAAAUCGUAAAACUCGUCGUAACCGCGUUGAAAGAUUCGAACAUUGAAGAGUCUGGCGGAAAAGAGGAAUCACCAGAAGAGAUUCUUCGUCGAAAACGAGUUCAGAACAAUUUGGCUGCAGCCAGAUAUCGAAAACGUCAACGAGAAGCGAAAGAUUCUGCAGAGCUAGAACUUGGAGAUCUUGCGAAGCGAAACGAUGAACUUCGAUCGAUGGUUGCUAAAAUGGAAGAUGAGAUUGCGCAACUCAAACAAAUUGUGUUGAAUAAAUAA
Messenger RNA from Caenorhabditis angaria, 2234 nucleotides. The record is from the annotation of a GenBank genome assembly. NCBI's taxonomy places the organism in Eukaryota, Metazoa, Nematoda, Chromadorea, Rhabditida, Rhabditidae.